This is a messenger RNA of Salvelinus namaycush (lake trout), 2619 nucleotides long. Its product is annotated as protein transport protein Sec24C-like. Lineage: Eukaryota; Metazoa; Chordata; Actinopteri; Salmoniformes; Salmonidae. The record is from RefSeq and is a predicted model, not a curated record. Bases 274 to 2619 code for a protein of 781 amino acids. Gene Ontology annotation, molecular function: SNARE binding; zinc ion binding. The transcript is spliced from 12 exons. Gene Ontology annotation, cellular component: endoplasmic reticulum exit site; COPII vesicle coat. Gene Ontology annotation, biological process: intracellular protein transport; endoplasmic reticulum to Golgi vesicle-mediated transport; COPII-coated vesicle cargo loading.
CCUAAUCGGAACAUUAUUUUCAAACGCAGAACAUAUCAUUCAUGUCAUAUCCAUCACCUGGAAUACCGGGCGGCAAUUAAUCAACGAAUACAUGGUUUGCGGUCUAAAUAUCAGCCGCUGUCACAUUGACAGCGGUAGGAUAUCCGGAAGACUUGAGGCAGGUUUGCACGAGCCAUUGCGGUGUUGACGUAAGAGCUAAAGCCUUUUCAACUGAUGUCUAAGGACCCUCCUCCAAGGUGACAUACAUCCAAUCACAGACUAGCAUGGGAGAAGAUGGACAUUCCAGCUGCCAAUCAGAGCUACGGACAUGGCGGGCAGCCCGGGGUGUGUCAUAAUGGCUGGUCAGCAACCACACCCCCGACCGGUCUUGGAUGUACCGCUGCCCAAGGACUCUCCAGUGACCCUCUACCCAGCUUACAGGGUCUGAACCUGGGCCCAGCCUCACACCAGAACCCCUCUAAUAACAUCCCUCAGUCCAUGGUUCAGUUACAGUACUCACACCAGGGCUGUGUCAGCAGUCUUCCUACGCCCCCAUUUAGGAACCAAUCACCUUCAGCUCUUAUACCAUGUCUGAAUCAAGAGCCUCACAUACCACAUGUACACAUGGGUCCUUAUAUUUCCUACAACAUCCCUCCACCAUCAACACUCCUCCCUCUGAAACAAGGACCGCCAGCUAGCGGGCCUCCAUCCACGAUACCGUCUUCAAACCAGGGUCCUCAGAAUACUGUCUCUCCUCCAGUCUCUUCCUCUCCUCCAUAUCCUCCAUAUCUGUAUGCAAACCAAGGCUUUGUGAAUGGCCCUGCAGUGACGUUGACAAGUCCAAACCAAGGCUUUGUGAAUGGCCCCCCGGUGACGUUGACAAGUCCAAACCAAGGCUUUGUGAAUGGCCCUCCGGUGACAUUGACAAGUCCAAACCAAGGCUUUGUGAAUGGCCCUCCGGUGACAUUGACAAGUCCAAACCAAGGCUUUGUGAAUGGCCCUCCGGUGACAUUGACAAGUCCAAACCAAGGCUUUGUGAAUGGCCCUCCGGUGAUGUUGACAAGACCAAACCAAGGACCUCCCAACAGCAGUUUUUCAUCCAUGUCACCAUGUGGGAGCCAGGGCCAACAGUGUUCACACCCGUAUCCUCCACAACUCACCUCACCAGUCCAGCAGCAACCUCAAUGGGCCCUGCCUCAGCAACACUAUAGUCACAGUGGUGUAAUGUACAAGCCUGGUGCCAUCUCGCAUCAGGAGGGUACAACCAUGCAACCUGUACAGGAGGGUACCAUCAUGCAACCUAUACAGGAGGGUACCACCAUGCAACCGUCCUGUCCGUCUCUGGGGGACAGUGGGGUGUCCGGUCCCAGCUCACCUAUCUCAGAGUCACGCUAUGGCCUACACCCUCAGCUUCUACCCAGCGCUGUGCGUGUGAUGGAGGAGGACAGGACAGCGUGGGAGGGGAAGGUGUUUGUGUCUGAACCCAUCUCCUCUCUACCUCCGCUGGCUACCACAGACUGUGUCGUGGAGGACAGAGGUAACUGCAGUCCUCGGUUCAUCCUUUCUACUUCCUACUGCGUUCCGUGUGAGGGCCAGACAGCCCUCCAGAGCCACCUACCCCUGGGGGCCCUAGUCACCCCUCUGGCUAAGCUACACACAGGAGAGCGCCCCCUGUCUGUGUGUAUGGAGGCAGACACUGUAAAGGGCUGUGGGGAGUGUGGGGCUUACAUGUGUUCAGCUAUGGGAUGGCAGGACUGUGGACAGAGAUUCUACUGCCCAUUCUGUGGGAAACUCCGUGAAGUUGGAUGGCAGCAUUACCAGCCAACACAGGGAGUAGAGGGGAACAGAGUGGACCGAGAGCAGAGACCAGAGCUCAGUCUGGGCUCCUAUGAGAUACUGGACAGUCAACAAGAUGUGCCUGAUGCUGUGUUGCUCCUGGCUGUGGAUGUGUCUGCUGCAGCUCUGAGAGGAGGACACCUGGAGCUCAUUAGUCAGCAGCUACGUUCUCUACUCACAUCACUAAAUAGGGAGGAAGGUGCAUUCCAGUCAGAUGUUCGUGUGGGGUUGAUGACCUAUGACAGCCGGAUCCACCUCUAUGACCUCAGCCCUGCCCUGUCCCGCCCACACAUGCUGGUCGUCACGGAGACAGAGGACCUGCAGCUUCCUGUGAGGGAGGGGCUUCUGGUUCCACUCAAAGACUGCAUAGACAGUAUCAACAGUGUCCUGCAGCGUAUCCCUCUGUUCAGUGCAGAGUUUGAGGAGGCCAGUGAAGUUCUCCUGGAGCUGCCUGUCAAGGCUGGACUGGCCGUUCUACAGGAGGUGGGUUGUCCUGGCAAGCUGCUGGUCUUCCAAACUGCUCCCUUCACCGAGGGAACACACACACACAACUCCUCUGGCUUCUUCAGCUCCAACAAACCAAAGUCUCUGUUUCAGCCUCCGGACCCUGCUGUCUCAUUGGCUAAGGAGUGUGUCAGUCAGGGCUGUGGCGUGCACCUGUUUGUGUUCUCCCAGCAGGAUGUGGGCGGGGCUUGGCCGGGACAUGUUCCUUACCUGACAGGUGGAGAGCUGCACUGCUACCACGGUCUCCAGGUAGCAGACCAGAGAUUAGGAAUGCAGGAAUGCUUGUGGCUAAACACUUGA